AUGAUGGGCAGCAUGGCCGUCUGGUCCUCGGGCGUCGCCCGGGGGCAGUGCGGCCGGCGCCCGCCGGCGGCUGCCGGCUGCGGCUGGAUGGCCGGGGCGCUGGCGGAGGACAGCGAGGGCGGCACGUCUCCAGCGGAGGGCGUCGCCCUGCCCAGGCUGGGCCUCGCCCCGCCCAAGGCGGGCAGCGCCCCGUCGGGGCGGGGCACCGCCGGGCAGGGCGGCGCUGCGCCGGGGGCGGGGGGCGUCCGCCUGCCGCAGCUGGACUCGCCCCGCCUGCCUGGCUCGGAGCUCGCCCAGGCGCCGCAGGCCAGGCCGCCGGAGCUGUGCGGCCGCGGGGGCCAGGCCGCAGAGCCGUGCGCCACGCCCGGCGGGCUGGAGCUGCCCGGCUCCGCGAAGGCCUCGGGGUCACGGGCGCGCCCGGCUGCCCUGGAGCUGGCUGGCGCGGACCCGCUGCCGGCCAGGCCGGGUGCGGACGUGGGCAGGCCGGCGGCCAAGCUGGCGGCCGUGCAGUUCCGCGGGGAGUUCGCCGCUUGCCUGCACGAGGAGUUCGCCGCGUGCCUGGACGAGGGCGAGGUCGACAGGCUGCUCCGCAUCGCCCAGAGGGUCACGAGCUCCAGCCCCUCCGACACCUUUAGCACCAGCGGCGCCCAGGCCUACCGCCUCCGCGAGGCCCUGCGGCCCCUGCGCGAGAGCCCGGAGGGGGCCGCGAUGGGGUACUCGCACCGCCUCUGGGUGAACAGGGCGAUCGUGAAGCAGGCGCAGCGGAGGCGGCGGCAGCUCGCGAGCGGCAGGCCUCCAAGGGGGGAAGAAAAGCAUCCACAGGUACAGAGGGGCGUCGAUCCACAGCGUGUCCAGUGUCAUGGCAUCCGCAAGGUCUGGGCACCUUGUGGCUUCCCCAGCAGGGGCGGCGGGCGAGGUGGGCGCCGCGGAGGAGCCCACGGGGCGAUGGCAUCGGGGCGAUGGGGGAGCUCCUCGGAGGCGGAGGCGUCCCGGUCCGCGGCGCUGCAGGGGAGGCAGUCCCGUCGGCUCCUGCUGCGGCGCGGCAGCGGCGACCUCGGACCGCGGCGCGGCAGCCAGGAGAGCGACCUCGUCGGCGACUUCGUGCUCGAGGGCGAGGAGUUCUUCGGCGACGAGGCGAAGAAGCAGGCCCUGCACAACGUCUUCGGGAUAGGACUGCUGAAGGGCGUGGAUGCGUUCCGCGUCUGGAGGAAGGUGUUUGAAGCCCUCAAGGUGGAUGGCGAAGUGCAUCACACGGAUCUCCGGCGGGCGCUCGAAAUGGCUGGUUUCCAGAACCUAGACAAGGAUUGCAUCGAAGCGGCCAAGCAACAGGCGACAAAGUGGUCGACGCUGAGCGUGGCACAGUUCAACGAGUUCGCGAUUCACUUCGGGACAGAGUGUGAGAGACUUGAGGGUAAUGUGUUCAAGCAGUUUGACACCGACAGCUCAGGGCAGAUAAACAGGGGCGAGCUGGAGGGCCUGCUGAAGCACUUCGGUGUCGUCCCCAUGCGGCACGUCCUCGACGAGGUGCUGGAAGAGGUCGACAAGGACGGCUCUGGCAACAUAGGCCUUGAUGAGUUCAGGGAGGUGUUCGCGAUCCUCCGCCUGCGUGAGGGCUUCUCACGCAAAGAGUUCCAGUACCUCAACGACCUUUUCAAGAGGUUUGACCUCGAUGGCUCCGACAAGAUCGACAAGCGAGAGGUGUCACAGCUGCUCGGGUACCUCGGCUACCGCCUGGGCGCAGACGAGCAGGACAAUAUCUUGCAAGAGGUUGACGCCGUCGGGAGCGGAGAACUGGGUCAGUUCGAGUUUCUGCUCUUCAUGCGGAAGUGCCGCCAACGCGAGGCCAGCAAGUUGACAGCUGCGUUCAAAUCUUCCGAUUCGGAAGCGGAUGGGGCAUCAUGUUUUGGCCAGCUGUUGCAGGUGUUCCACCGCAUGGGCUACCAGCCUGACCCCGAAGCCGCGUGGGAGGCGGCCGAGGCUGUGGGCAUCUCCAGCAGGGAGGCCAGCCUGGACACCAGCGACCUCUGGCGCGUGCUCACAGAGUGCCGGGCGCGCGAGUGGUUCUCCAUCGCCGAGCUGCAGCAGAUCGGCCGGGCGUUCGAGGAGGCCGACGCGUGGGGCCGGGGCGAGCUAGGGGUCGCCCAAAUCGACAAGGCCCUCCUCGGCCUGGGGCUGUCGCUGAGGUCCGAGCUGCUCCUGCUCCUGGUGGGCAAGGUCGACCUGGACUGCUCCGGGCUGCUGAGCCAGGCGGAGUUCAGGAAGCUCAUCCGGCUGCACCAGCUCGGGCAGGAUCAGCUGGCGCAGGCCACGUUCCAGGACUUCCUCGACGAGGACGGCUUCGUGCUCAGCGCCUUCGACUCGUGGAGGGCCUUCUCUGCUCUUGGGCUCGUGACCAGGAGGAAAGAUAGCGACGUCGCCAGAGUCCGAGCGAUGGGCACCCUCGACUGGAGGGCCUUCCAGCAGCAGGCGCGCGCCCUCGAGAAGGAGCAGCAGAUGUUCCGCCAGAGGAACUGCGGCUUCUCCGAGCAGGCUGUGAGUGACCUCGCGAUGCGAUUUGCGCAGUUCGACACGAACAACGGCGGAACGCUCGAGAAAGGGGACCUCGUCGCCCUCAUCGAGAGCAUUCUGCCUGGCGUGGCAACCGCGCCCGAGAGCCGGCCGAUGCUGAUGAGAAUGCUAGAGGAGGCUCAAGGGCGUAGUGGCGCCCUCACCGGAAGCGACAUGCUCGAGCGUCGCGAAGCUAACGUUGGACUCACAUCAGGUCAGAUGGGGCUGAGUUUUCCGCAGUUCCUGAAGUUCCUUUCCUUGGUUCGCGUCUAUAAGGUAGACCAGCUCGUUCAGAGGGAGGAGAAGGUGAUCGAGGAGUGCGGCCUUAGCAUAUAUGAUGUACAGCAGUUUCGCGAGCUCUUCCUGGAGAACGCUUCAGGCGACGAUUUCAUGACAGUGAGUGACCUCUGGACCCUAUUCGGGACUAUAUGCCCCCUUGGCGACAAGAACAAGGCCGAGCUCCAGCAGCACUUCAUGGACGUCGUCGGGCCCACCGCGAAGAACUGCGAAGUGACAAUCACCUGCGCCGAACUGAUGAUGCUUUUGGGGAGGCUUCGCGACGCCAACUUCGGAGGCAUUCGCGACAGGUUCUCCUCAUGA
Molecule: messenger RNA, 3147 nt
Organism: Prorocentrum cordatum
Lineage: Eukaryota; Dinophyceae; Prorocentrales; Prorocentraceae
Source: the annotation of a GenBank genome assembly